Marmota monax (woodchuck) is the source of this 3615-nucleotide messenger RNA. It is a transcript of the gene Matn2, whose product is annotated as matrilin 2. Lineage: Eukaryota; Metazoa; Chordata; Mammalia; Rodentia; Sciuridae. The coding region runs from base 254 to 3124 and encodes 956 amino acids. The transcript has 19 exons. Gene Ontology annotation, molecular function: calcium ion binding. The record is from RefSeq and is a predicted model, not a curated record.
CCCGGAGCCUCCCAGGCAGCCAGCGAGCGAGGGGAGCGCUCUGGAAUGGGACUUGGAGGAGGCGGCGGCGCAGUAGACGGCUGCAGCGGCUAGGGCUCCUUGCUCGUUUCCCACGAGCGAUCCCCGAGGACAGCCGCGGCCCUCGGCGGGGCGAGGAGGCCAGAAAGGGAGACCCGCGGGGCUGCGCCUCUGCCUCGCUUCGCAGGCGCCAGCGGCGGUGGCUGCAGCCUUGCUCUUCUUCCUCCUCUUGAAAAUGGAGUCCAUGCUGGUGGGCUGCGUGCUGCUUCUCCUGGGACAGAACCUCUUCCUCUCAUCUGCGGCCAGAGAGCGUCCACACACUAGGUCCUUCUCCCGGGGCAGACAUGCUCGGACCCACCCCCAGACGGCCCUCCUGGAGAGCUCCUGUGACAAUAAGCGAGCAGACCUGGUUUUCAUCAUUGACAGCUCCCGCAGUGUCAACACCCAUGACUAUGCAAAGGUCAAGGAGUUCAUCGUGGAUAUCUUGCAGUUCUUGGACAUUGGUCCAGAUGUCACCCGGGUGGGUCUGCUCCAAUAUGGCAGCACGGUCAAGAACGAGUUCUCCCUCAAGACCUUCAAGAGGAAAUCUGAGGUGGAACGAGCGGUCAAGAGGAUGAGGCAUCUGUCCACAGGCACCAUGACAGGGCUGGCCAUCCAGUAUGCCCUGAACAUUGCAUUCUCAGAAGCAGAGGGGGCACGGCCCCUGAGAGAGAAUGUGCCUCGAGUCAUAAUGAUUGUGACAGAUGGGAGGCCCCAGGACUCUGUGGCUGAGGUGGCUGCAAAGGCGCGGGACACAGGCAUCUUGAUCUUUGCCAUUGGUGUGGGCCAAGUGGACUUCAACACAUUGAAGGCUAUUGGGAGUGAGCCCCAUGAAGACCAUGUCUUCCUGGUGGCCAACUUCAGCCAAAUCGAGUCGCUGACCUCGGUGUUCCAGAACAAGUUGUGCGUGGUCCACAUGUGCAGCAUCCUGGAACACAACUGUGCCCACUUCUGCAUCAACACUCCUGGCUCAUAUGUCUGCAGGUGCAAACAAGGGUACAUUCUCAACUCGGAUCAGAAGACUUGCAGAAUCCAGGAUCUGUGUGCCACGGAGGACCAUGCCUGUGAGCAGCUCUGUGUGAACGUGCCGGGCUCCUUCGUCUGCCAGUGCUACAGUGGCUAUACCCUGGCUGAGGAUGGGAAAAAGUGUGUGGCUGUGGACUACUGUGCCUCAGAAAACCAUGGGUGUGAAUACGAGUGUGUAAAUGCUGAUAACUCCUACUUGUGCCGAUGCCGUGAAGGAUUUACCCUUAACCCAGAUAAAAAAACAUGUGCAAAGAUAGACUAUUGUGCUUCUCCUAACCACGGAUGUGAGCACGAGUGUGUUAGCACUCAUGAUUCCUACUCCUGCCGCUGCCUCAAAGGUUUCACCUUGAAUCCAGACAAGAAGACGUGCAGAAGGAUCAACUACUGUGCACUGAACAAACCUGGUUGUGAGCAUGAAUGCGUCAACACAGAGGAGGGCUACUACUGCCGCUGCCACCGGGGCUACACUCUGGACCCAAAUGGCAAGACCUGCAGCCGGGUGGACCACUGUGCUCAGCAGGACCAUGGCUGUGAGCAGCUGUGCCUGAACACGGAGGAGUCCUUUGUCUGCCAGUGCUCAGAAGGCUUCCUCAUCAACGAGGACCUCAAGACCUGCUCCAGGGUGGAUUACUGCCUGCUAAGUGACCACGGUUGUGAAUACUCUUGCGUCAACACGGACAGAUCCUUUGUCUGUCAGUGUCCCGAGGGAUAUGUGCUCCGCAUCGAUGGCAAGACCUGUGCAAAAUUGGACUCUUGUGCUUUGGGGAACCAUGGUUGUGAACAUUCGUGUGUAAGCAGUGAAGACUCGUUUGUGUGCCAGUGCUUUGAAGGGUAUAUACUCCGUGACGAUGGGAAAACCUGCAAAAGGAAAGACGUCUGCCAAGAUGUGGCCCAUGGCUGCGAGCACAUUUGUGUGAACAGUGAGGAAUCGUUCAUCUGCAAGUGCUUGGAGGGCUUCAGGCUGGCGGAGGAUGGGAAGCGCUGUAGAAGGAAGGACGUCUGCAAAUCAACCCCUCACGGCUGCGAACACAUUUGUGUCAACAAUGGCAAUUCCUACAUCUGCAAGUGCUCAGAGGGAUUUGUUCUAGCUGAGGAUGGAAGGCGGUGCAAGAGAUGCACUGAAGGACCAAUUGACCUGGUCUUUGUGAUUGAUGGAUCCAAGAGCCUUGGAGAAGAGAAUUUUGAGAUCGUGAAGCAGUUUGUCACUGGAAUUAUAGAUUCCUUGGCAAUUUCUCCCAAAGCUGCUCGAGUGGGGCUGCUCCAGUACUCCACGCAGGUCCGCACAGAGUUUACCCUGAGAAACUUCAACUCCGCCAAAGACAUGAAGAAAGCUGUAGCCCACAUGAAGUACAUGGGCAAGGGCUCUAUGACGGGGCUGGCCCUGAAACACAUGUUUGAGAGAAGUUUUACCCAAGUAGAAGGGGCCAGGCCCCUCUCCACACGGGUGCCCAGAGUGGCCAUCGUAUUCACAGACGGACGGGCUCAGGAUGACGUCUCCGAGUGGGCCAGCAAAGCCAAGGCCAAUGGUAUCACUAUGUAUGCUGUUGGGGUUGGAAAAGCCAUUGAGGAAGAACUACAGGAGAUUGCCUCUGAGCCUACUGACAAACAUCUCUUCUAUGCAGAAGACUUCAGUUCAAUGGGCGAGAUAAGUGAAAAGCUAAAGAAAGGCAUCUGUGAAGCUCUAGAAGACUCUGAUGGAAGACAGGACUCCCCAGCAGGGGAACUGCCAAAGAGGGUCCACCAGCCAACAGAAUCUGAGCCAGUCACCAUAAAUAUCCAAGACCUACUUUCCUGUUCUAAUUUUGCAGUGCAACAUAGAUAUCUAUUUGAAGAAGACCAUCUUUCACGGUCUACACAAAAACUUUUCCACUCAACAAAAUCUUCAGGAAGCCCUCUGGAAGAAAAACACGAUCAAUGCAAAUGUGAAAACCUCAUAAUGUUCCAGAACCUUGCAAAUGAAGAAGUAAAAAAAUUAACACAGCGCUUAGAAGAAAUGACACAGAGAAUGGAAGCCUUGGAAAAUCGCCUGAGAUACAGAUGAAGACUAGAAACACUCCACACAUCCUUAUGUCACUGUAUCAAGAAUUGCAAUGGAAGCAGCACAGAGCCCCAAAGCUCAGGCUAUUAGGUCUAUAAUGUUGGGAAGUAAAACACAACCAGUUCAGAGGAAGCUGGUUUACUAUACAAAGAAAAUAAAAUACCAACUUGUAUAAAUUUAUUUAGGGGAGGGGAACUUCAGAAUUUUGAUGAGUUUACCAUAAGAAUAAAUAAGCUAUGCAAGGUAUUUUGUAAUGUUCUGUGGAUAUAAUUUGCUUCUGCCUCAUCCUGCCUUAGUGUUGUAAUCUCAUCGACUACAAAAUAUUUUGCAGUCUUACUUCUUAGAACACUGGCCAUAGGAAAUGCUAAUUUUUUGUAUUGGACUUUACCUUGAUAUAUGUAUAUGGAUGUAUGCACAAAAUAAUAGGACAUAUGUACUUGUGUAACAAGUUGAAUUUUUUUAUACAAUAUUAAAAUUUAUCACUUCAGAGAAUA